GAGCACAGCCUCGCCAUGAGCGGCAGCAACGCCUCGGAGCUCCGCGUCCUGUGCAGCCCGGGCCAGCUGUUCCUGCAGCCCGUCUGGGACCUCCUGAGGACCCGGGACGCCCUCACCCAGUCGGCCUUCUUCCCGGUCAUCUUCUCCAUCACCACUUACGUGGGCUUCUGCCUGCCCUUCGUGGUGCUGGACGUCCUGUGCCCCUGGGCGCCCGCGCUGCGGCGCUACAAGAUCCAGCCGGACUUCGCGCCGACGGCGCGGCAGCUGCUGCCCUGCCUGGGGCGCACGCUCGGCCAGCACUUGGUGUUCGUGUUCCCCCUGACGCUGCUGCACUGGGCCCACGGCCCGGCGCUGCCGCCCCCCGAAGCCCCCGAGCUCUUGCAGCUGGUGUGCCACGUCGUGUUCUGCCUGCUGCUCUUCGACGCCGAGUUCUUCGUGUGGCACCUGCUGCACCACAAGGUGCCCUGGCUGUACCGGACCUUCCACAAGGUGCACCACCAGAACUCGCCCUCCUUCGCGCUGGCCACGCAGUACAUGAGCGUCUGGGAGCUGUUCUCCUUGGGCUUCUUCGACAUGGUGAACGUCAAGCUGCUGCAGUGCCAUCCGCUCACCGUCCUGGUCUUCCACGUGGUCAACAUCUGGCUGUCGGUGGAGGACCACUCCGGCUAUGACUUUCCCUGGUCCACCCACAGACUGGUACCUUUUGGGUGGUACGGGGGCGUGGUGCACCACGACCUGCAUCACUCCCAGUUUAACUGCAACUUCGCCCCUUACUUCACGCACUGGGACAGGAUCCUGGGAACUCUGCGGGCCGCCCCCGCCAAGUAG
Messenger RNA from Miniopterus natalensis, 828 nucleotides. RefSeq names its product cholesterol 25-hydroxylase (gene CH25H). Gene Ontology annotation, molecular function: iron ion binding; oxidoreductase activity. Gene Ontology annotation, biological process: lipid biosynthetic process. The record is from RefSeq and is a predicted model, not a curated record. Lineage: Eukaryota; Metazoa; Chordata; Mammalia; Chiroptera; Miniopteridae.